CUCCCGUUGCUUCUCUCGACUUUUGCCAUUUCCGUGACCAUAUGCUAUGUCAUCAUCUUCUUCUUCCGCGCCGACAAGGGGCGUGCGCCGCUGCCGCUGGGGCCAAGGGGCUGGCCGGUGUUGGGAAACCUCCCGCAGCUCGGCGGCAAGACGCAUCAGACCUUGCACGAAAUGACAAGGCUGUACGGCCCGAUGCUCCGGCUCCGCUUCGGCAGCUCUCUCGUGGUGGUGGCCGGAUCGGCCGACGUGGCCAAGCAGUUCCUCCGCACCCACGACGCCAAGUUCAGCAGCCGGCCGCCCAACUCCGGCGGCGAGCACAUGGCGUACAACUACCAGGACGUGGUGUUUGCGCCCUACGGCCCCCGGUGGCGCGCCAUGCGCAACGUGUGCGCCGUGAACCUCUUCUCCGCGCGCGCGCUUGACGACCUCCGAGCCUUCCGCGAAUGGGAGGCCGCGUUAAUGGUGAGGUGCCUCGCGGAUGCUGCUGCUGCCGGCAUGGCGGUAGCGCUGGCAAAGACGGCGAAUGUGUGCACGACCAACUCCCUCUCGCGGGCCACGGUGGGGCUCCGGGUGUUUGACACCGCCGGCAGCAAGCUUGGCGCGGAGGAGUUUAAUGAGAUCGUGCUGAAGCUGAUAGAGGUGGGCGGGGUUCUGAACGUCGGGGACUUCGUGCCGGUGCUCCGGUGGCUCGACCCACAGGGGGUUGUUGCCAAGAUGAAGAAACUGCACCGCAGGUUCGACGACAUGAUGAACAGGAUAAUUGCCGAGAGAAGGGCCGGUGCUUUUGCUACCACGGCCGGCGAGGAGGGCGGUAAGGACCUGCUUGGCUUGCUGCUCGCAAUGGUUCAGGAAGACAAGUCACUCACCGGCGCCGAGGAGAACAAGAUCACAGACACAGACGUCAAGGCGCUUAUACUGGUAAACUUGUUGCUGUGA
This is a messenger RNA of Triticum dicoccoides, 936 nucleotides long. Its product is annotated as flavonoid 3'-monooxygenase CYP75B4-like. Lineage: Eukaryota; Viridiplantae; Streptophyta; Magnoliopsida; Poales; Poaceae. Gene Ontology annotation, molecular function: iron ion binding; heme binding; monooxygenase activity. The record is from RefSeq and is a predicted model, not a curated record. The annotation marks the transcript as partial. The transcript has a single exon.